AUGCAGCCUGGAGACCCCGCCCCUUUCAACAGCCAUGUCGCUGUCGAGGACAGAGAAGCUUCAUCUUCGACCACUAUGGAUGUGGACUCGACGCCGCCGCCCACGAAACGCACCAAGUCAACCGAAGCUAGUCGAUCUGCUUCUGCUGAGCCUUAUGCUCACGAUGCAGCGCGCGCUUAUGAUGGUGGCUAUGUCUCGGUCAAGGUAAAGGCGCCACAGCAAAGUGGUGUAGAGACGACAGCCGUCAAAAAGGAGGAAGGCGUCGACAGUACAGCCUCGGGGGUGGACGCGGCCGUCGAGGCGGCUUCGUCGACAGUGAUCAAGUCGGAGCUCGCACCGGCUGAAGCAUCAUCUCCGGCGCUGGCACCGCUAUCUCACCCUGGAGCAGAUGCAGCAUCAUCAUCAUCAACACCACCACCGCCACCACAACUUGCGGCAAAGAAGAAGAAAGUCAGCUCGUCCAGCACAGGAGCGAGCAAGAAAGAUGCCUCCUCCUCCAGCAGCACGACUAAAAGCAAAAAAGGCACGUCCUCGACCAAGAAGGCCUCCGCCAGCAACGACGCCUCGUCCAGUCGCGGCAGAGUCAAAGUCGAGAUCCUCUCCCCGCCUCCCACCGCCACCCUUCCAAUCACCGCAUCUCUCGCCGAAGAGGACGAGGAAGAAGACAACGCGCUCUACUGCAUCUGCCAACGGCGCCAAGAUGACGUCGAAGGCGGCAUGAUUAUGUGCGACCGCUGUGAUUCGUGGUACCACUACCGAUGCGUAGGUAUCACGGAGGAAGACGUCGAGCUCGUCGACCAGUUCAUCUGCCCUCCCUGCCACACCAUCACGGGAGAGCAGACGACGUACAAAGCCGCUUGUGCUCGGCCAAGGUGCCGGCGCGCGGCGAUGACGCCGUUCAGCAAGUACUGCUCCGAGAGAUGCGGCGUGUUGAGUGUCACAGCGAAAUUGGGCGCGCUCAACGUGGACAGGAAUAAGCAGGCCUUGGAGGUGUUGAGGGCCGAUAGUAGGGUAGCGGUUGCGAGGAGAACAGAGGGGUUAACGCAAAGGAUGGAUGGGGUUGGUGGGGUGUGGGAGAGGGUUGUUGCUGAUCAGUUGGGUGGUGGGGAUGCUCUGAUAAAGGCAUUGGGGUUGGCGGAGGCUUUCACAAUGAUGGUCCGAGACCCCGCAGAUACAGGACUUCCCAAUGGCGUAUCCAACGGCGUGCCAGAACCCCCUGUCAACGGCGCAUCAUCAACACGACCGACAGCACCAGCCUCAUCCUCCGCAACAAGCCUACUGAUCCUCGACGAACAACACGCGCUCAUCACUCAACAGCUCCGCAUCGUCGACGUCCAAAAGCAGCACCUCAACGCGCGCCUCGACCGGCUCGAUCUGCGCAGCACGCUGCUCCACCUCGUCUCGGACCGCGUGCCCACCCUCGCGCCCGUUGGCUCCUCCACCUCCGCCACCACCACCGCGGAAGCAGCAGACGAGGACGAAGAGAUGCACGACACGGACCGGAAGCCGAAGAAGAAAAAGGGCGGGUCCAAGGGUAAGACCAAGUCGUCGGCGGAUGUGUCGGGCGGCCCACGGUGCGGGUACGACCAGCGGCUGCACUGGGACGACGCGACGUUCGACGCCUGGGCACGCGCUCCUCCGGGCAGCCGCAUGCUCGCACACGAGACCGCGCUCGACGGCAUUCUCGACGACGAUUCUCCCGAACCCAGCGACCAGCCAAGGGUCGUCUGCGCGUCGGCAAAGCGCAAGUGCCGUCGCCACCUCGACUGGUCCAACCUGUGCGAGCUGGCGCUGGAUGCCGAGAAGGCGUGUCUCAACAACGACUCGCGCGCGCUGACGCAGUCGAGGCUCGCGCUGGUAGAGCGACAGGCGCGCCUCCGGGACGAGAGGCAGGCGGUGCAGCUCUUGCUUCGGAAGGAACUCGAGGCCCAGCGGAGGGCCAGCGAGCAGCGCGACAGAGACGUCGCGAUGAGGAUGGCGAACGAGGGCACGCGGAGGGGAGUGCUGUGA
Messenger RNA from Sporisorium graminicola, 2010 nucleotides. RefSeq lists its product as uncharacterized. The record is from RefSeq and is a predicted model, not a curated record. Lineage: Eukaryota; Fungi; Basidiomycota; Ustilaginomycetes; Ustilaginales; Ustilaginaceae. The coding region runs from base 1 to 2010 and encodes 669 amino acids. The transcript has a single exon. Gene Ontology annotation, biological process: positive regulation of DNA-templated transcription. Gene Ontology annotation, cellular component: Set1C/COMPASS complex.